Messenger RNA from Xyrichtys novacula (pearly razorfish), 3754 nucleotides. The record is from the annotation of a GenBank genome assembly. Lineage: Eukaryota; Metazoa; Chordata; Actinopteri; Labriformes; Labridae.
UAUUGCUUAAAUAUAUAUAUAAUUUCAUAUAACUGCCUUAUCUAUCUAUCUAUCUACCUCUACCUACCUGUUUAAUGUUUAUUUAUGUAAAUCCAUGGUUAAAAUUAUUCUGGAGUAUGCAGGAUCAAAACUAAAACUCUGAGGUUUGUUACAAAUUAAUCAAUCUAUGGUUAUUUAAAUGAUUCAUGAACUGUAGACUGAAAUGUUAGGAGUGGGCGAGCUGCCUGUAGUAAGAUGGACGUCGGUCUUAUUGCUAACAGUGUGUAAGACAUCUAGUGUUCAUUUAUAUAUCUAUGCUGUAACAAUGUCAGCGUGAAUUUACCUUCCUGAUACACCUUGUCUGACAUGGAGGGGGUCGGAUCUGCAGAGGGGGUCAGGUCUUUCGAGGGGGGGCAGGUCAGGCUCUGAUUCUCCUCAGUUUAACCUUUUUUAUAAAAUAACACCAAAGUCAGAGAAACCUUCACAAAAGCUCUUUUUACUGACUUUACUUAAAAACGCCUCCUAGUUUGAAUGAGAACUCAUUCAGUUCUGGAUUCCUCCAUUUUCUGGACUCAGUUUCGGGGUUCUGGUUCCGACAGUGUCACUGUUUUUAGGAUCGGUUUCCAUAACCGGAAGCUCCAAAGUUACAGUCGGUUAUAUGAGCAUUAAAAAAAUCGAGAUCGUGUUGCAGGAACAUUUGGGUGAAUUUUUGGCUGAUCGUGGGUCGGGUGGGUCCUCGUGGUCCAUGACCCUCCUCUCCAUGAGAAAAACCUCUGAGAUCCAAUCACCUCCUCCUCUCCAGACCAUGAUCUCACCUCCCCAUUUCCGAUUGGAUUGCUAUAUUUAGGAAACCACCCUUCGCUUUAUAAAGAGAUCGCAGCGGUUACCAGAAAAGGGUUCGGAGUUGGAGAAGGAGGUCGACUUACGGAACAACUCCGGCGGGUUUUCGCACCGAUAUAAGCCCGUGAGAGGAGCUGGACAGACGGACACUUGGUCUUUGGAUGCGGCGUCUGAGAGCGAGUUAGGACACGGCAGGAACAUGGCAGACAUCCGCAAGAAACUUGUGGUGGUGGGGGACGGCGCGUGUGGGAAGACGUGUCUCCUGAUUGUGUUCAGCAAAGACGAGUUUCCUGAAGUGUAUGUUCCCACUGUGUUUGAGACAUAUGUGGCGGACAUCGAGGUGGACAACAAGCAGGUCCAGCUGGCCUUGUGGGACACAGCCGGGCAGGAGGACUACGACCGGCUGCGCCCUCUUUCCUACCCGGACACCGAUGUCAUUCUCAUGUGUUUCUCCGUGGACAGCCCCGAUUCGCUGGAAAACAUCCCCGAAAAGUGGGUUCCUGAAGUGAAACAUUUCUGUCCGAAUGUGCCGAUUAUACUAGUGGCCAACAAGAAGGAUCUGCGCAACGACGAGAACGUAAAGAACGAGCUGUCCCGGCUGAAGCUGGAGCCUGUGAAGGCAGAGGAUGGCCGCGCCAUGGCCAUGCGCAUUGGCGCAUAUGACUAUCUGGAGUGUUCUGCCAAAACGAAGGAGGGGAUCUGGGAAGUGUUUGAGACUGCGACAAGAGCAGCUCUACAAAAACGAACAACUCCAUCCGAAAGCUGUCUGAAAUGCUGUGUUCUGAUGUGAACUGAGGCGGUCUGUCUGGAGAGCCGUGACGCACAGACGAGACGUUUACGCCGCUGGGAGCUGUGUCUGAACAUGUCAGGGGAGUGACCAUGGUUUGGAUCCUCCCGUGUGAUCAGACGACCCAGGUCCGACACGAACCACUGACUGCGAACUCGCUGUUUUGAACAUAAUCACUCGAUGGCUUUAUAUCUGGGUGUGUAUGUGUGAAAUGCACUGCUUAGGGCAUGUUCUUUUUGGGUCACAUGGUGCCAGUCUGACAGGUGGAGGGGUGGGGGAGGACAAAGGCUACAUGUCAGUAUAGGAGCCUUAUUAUCCACUCCCACGAGUGUCGGGCCUGGCUGAAGAAAUGCUUACAAGCCAAGAUUUCAGAUCUUCACUUUUUGUGUCUCAAGUGUUUGCAGAGGCCUCCGCCUCACUGCCAAGGUUCAACUUUGUGAAGAGCAAAGCAGUCAAAGAAUUGCACUCGUUAUUUAUGUCCACUUUGUAUUGUAAAGUAGUUAUGAUUGGGAAAUUGCACAGCACCUGGGGCACUACAGUUAAUCUGAAAAAGGAAGCUUAUGAUCAUGUCUUUGAAAGAGUCCGUUUGAGGUCUGAAAUCUUUGUUCUGAACCACAGUGUUGUUGUUUUUAUACUCGCCUACACAGUUCACUCUUUCAAUGCAACUCCACACAUGUCCAAGAGACUUUACAUGUGUCCAGUCUUGUAAAGGGCUUCUCACAUUGUCCCGUGUCGUUUUGCAGAUUUUCAGGUUGGCGUUUCAUGACAGUGAAGAGCAUAAAGAAAAUAAUCCUUUUCUUUAGAUGAGUAUGCUUCUACCCAAAAUGCAACGCUCUCCUCUGUCUGCAGUGGAAGGAAACAGCUGCUUCUUAACAAUUAAACAAUGAAAGGAAAAAAGAGGAGCAGCAGGUGGAGGACAGGGAAGUGAUCUUUUUUCCAUGUUUCUUUGGCUCACUGGAGAAAAGUAACUUGAAGCACAUGUUUCCUUCAGACCUCUGCAGUCCAGAAAUGCUCAUCAUUCUCUCUGAACUGUUCUCCAGUUAAAUAAUGUGGUUCAUAUUUUUCAAAGAGGGGAGCGAGCAUGUGAGCGGGUCGAGCAUGUGAGUGUUUUUCUCUAUCGAACACAUUUUCCUCAAGUGUCAUGAAAAAGAGAGAGGGGGGGGGGGGUCUUAUUCAGAGUCUGUGAAGCAGCACAUUCAUGUGUGAGAUCAAACUACUACAGCAGGUUCAGAUAUCAUGAUUCAUGACCACAAAACACUAAAGAAAGAGCUUUAAACUCUGAAGACAAACUUCAUCAAAGAUCGUUUUUCUCAAGUGUAGAAGUUUGUUUACCAUGAACGUCAAUCGUGAUUGGUUGAGAGACACGAGAAUACACUUUAGGUCUUCCAUAAUGACGGUGAAUGUAUCUCCACUUUUCUCAAAGUCAUCGUUAAAGCUUUGAACUUUGAACCUGAGCCGUAUUUCUCUGAAACACGUCAUAAACCCAGCUCCUCGUUGGUGGAUUUCUCCAGCACAGAGUUGUUUUAGUCUCACUCAUGCUUCAGUGACAGAUAACAGAGACUGCUGCUACACCGGGAGUCCUCAAUAAGACCUGACCGGAGCCCUUUUUGCAAGUAUUUUUCAGUGGUUAUGAUUAGAAAAUCACUGUUUAAGAUCAUGUUCAGAUAAACGCGAGAUUCACCGAGUAUUCUCUGUAAAUCCAGCAAGAGUUACAACAGCCUAAAAGUCACAUUCCUCCCGGCCUGCUGUUGCUGGGUUUUCUGCUGACUUACAGCACAGGAAUGCAUUGUCCUGGACUGGUUAAUUUUCCCACACUGCCCCCCCACUCCCACCCCUUAUGUGCCUCUGAUUUGCAGUGUUCUGGGCCCCCCCCUUUUUUCACUCGUCAGUCUGGACAGUUUUCAUCCUUUUCUUUAUUCCUUCAUUAAAAAGGAAGUCAACACGUUAAAGUUGCAGAGCAGCAGAAGCGGACACUUUGCCAAAUAUGAGAGGAUGUGAUGACCACGUUUAUGUAACGUCAGAGUCUGAGGGUUGGUGGGUAAACGUGAAGAAGAACGGUAACAUUUGUGAGGAAAACCGAGAAUGUAAGAGGAGAAGCGGUACUGUUUGGGAGAGUCAAUAAAAGAAUCAGUGUGUCACCAUCUCUAC